GUCUACCGUGACAACCGCUCGUAAGAAGCAAGCCAGCAAGAAGCAAGUGAAUUCCAAGAUUUUGGUGCGGAAUAUCCCCUUCCAGGCCUCGGUGAAAGAGAUCAGAGAGCUUUUCAGCACCUUUGGAGAGCUGAAGACAGUGCGCCUUCCGAAGAAAAUGUUCGGGACGGGAGCUCAUCGCGGCUUCGGCUUUGUGGAUUUCCUGACCAAGCAGGAUGCGAAGAGAGCAUUCGGUGCCCUGUGCCACAGUACCCAUCUGUACGGCAGGAGGCUGGUGCUGGAAUGGGCGGAUUCAGAGGAAACCGUGGAGUCCUUGAGAAGGAAAACAGCAGAACAUUUUCACG
Thamnophis sirtalis is the source of this 344-nucleotide messenger RNA. The record is from RefSeq and is a predicted model, not a curated record. NCBI's taxonomy places the organism in Eukaryota, Metazoa, Chordata, Lepidosauria, Squamata, Natricidae.